Cucurbitaria berberidis CBS 394.84 is the source of this 1187-nucleotide messenger RNA. RefSeq lists its product as uncharacterized. Gene Ontology annotation, cellular component: nucleus; cytoplasm. The transcript has a single exon. The record is from RefSeq and is a predicted model, not a curated record. The coding region runs from base 220 to 1125 and encodes 301 amino acids. Gene Ontology annotation, biological process: secondary metabolite biosynthetic process. NCBI's taxonomy places the organism in Eukaryota, Fungi, Ascomycota, Dothideomycetes, Pleosporales, Cucurbitariaceae.
CGGAGUCCGGUCUUUACUUACGGGUAAGACUGGAAAUGCAAUACUCGGUGCUUUAUUUUAGGCGCGUGCUGCAUUAAUGUCCUCAACUUUAAGUUUUCGUGUACUUCUCAUCAUUCUCUGCUGUUAUUUAAAUUAUAUCUUACAUCUACCCCCAGCUUUUGAAACCCCACUGUGAAUUGGUACUCGCAGGAUCGCUCACAUUUUCAUGUCCGAGGCGUUAUGGUGCCCUCAUCAGCAUCUCCACCAAUAUCCAAAAUACCCUCCGUCACCCCCGACUCGAACGCUUUCCCGCGCAUCCUCUGCCUUCACGGAGGCGGCGUCAACGCUGCAAUCUUCAAAGCGCAAUCGCGAUCCCUCAUUCGCCAUCUCCAACACUCCUUUCGUCUAGUUUGGGUCGAUGCACCCUUCUUCUGCGAUCCGCAUCCCGACAUCAUUAGCGUGUACGGCGCUUACGCGCCUUUUCGGAGAUGGUUGAGAUGGCUUCAUGAACAUGCUGAGAUCGACGCUGAUAGCUGUAUCGAGGAGAUUGGAUAUGCGAUACGAACAGCGAUGGAGGAUGAUCAUCGUAAAGGCGGCGUGGGAGAGUGGGUAGGCUUGAUGGGGUUCAGUCAAGGUGCAAAACUCUCGGCGAGUUUAUUACUUGAACAGCAAGCAAGAGAAGAUAAAGCGCAACUGGAAGGGAGGGUUGUCGAAACUGGCCUCACAAGAAUACCAGGGUUGAGUUGGAGGUUCGGUAUCCUGCUCGCAGGACGGGCGCCACUGAGCAAUCUGAAUCCGGAAAUAUUGAAAAGCGAGGCAUUGGUCAGCGCUGGAAACAUUUCAGAGGGGUUCCAAUUCUGCAAAGAGGUAAAUGGUGAGGCUAUUCUGCGUAAGCCUACGCUUCAUGUCCACGGUAUGGCUGACGUAGGGCUACCCUUGCAUCGAAAAUUGCUCCAUGAGUACUGCGAGGAAGGCACUACAACGCUAGUAGAGUGGGAAGGGGCGCAUCGCAUACCACUGAAGAGCAAGGACGUCGAUCGAGUUGUUGAAGCAAUAUAUAAUAUGGCCGAAAGUACUGGGGUUAGGGUUACCUGGACUGUAUUCUCAAAGUCUCCUCAACGUACGCGUUCAAUUUCUUCCGCCUAGGGUAGUUUAGCAGCAGCUCUCAACUAUAGUUUCCUAACUAGCCUAUUUUAAUAAAAAUAACG